Messenger RNA from Micropterus salmoides (largemouth bass), 2332 nucleotides. RefSeq names its product proline-rich coiled-coil 1 (gene prrc1). Bases 126 to 1427 code for a protein of 433 amino acids. The transcript is spliced from 9 exons. Gene Ontology annotation, molecular function: protein kinase A regulatory subunit binding. Gene Ontology annotation, cellular component: cytoplasm. The record is from RefSeq and is a predicted model, not a curated record. Lineage: Eukaryota; Metazoa; Chordata; Actinopteri; Centrarchiformes; Centrarchidae. Gene Ontology annotation, biological process: activation of protein kinase A activity.
CGCGGCAUACGGUCGGUAGACGUGGCAACACAUGACGUCAUCAAAGUGGGUCGAUGGUUUUAUUCAUGGUUUGCGGAUCCGUACUGAGCUGGUCUAGCUAGCAGUGUAGGAAUAAGGCAGAGAAGAUGAUGGAAGAGAGUGGGAUUGAGACUACACCUCCUGCCAGCCCUACACCUCCUCUGACUGUGGCUGCCACUGUCACAGACCUGCCAAUGACAACAGGUCUGCCCAGCACUCUGUCCCCCCCAGGCAGCAGCUCCAUCGGUUCCCCCUCAGUCUCUACCACUCUCCCUGCUGUGCCCUCCUUCCCUGCGAUCAGUGGCCCUCUGGCCACACCCCCUUCCCUCUCCUCCCAUCUCGCCUCCCCCUUCACCAGCAGUUCUCCUUUCCCUCCUUCUACCUACCCCUCUUUGCCUACUCAGGCAUUCCCUAUUAGACCACCUCCCCCCUCAGUUCCUGGCAUGUCGGCCCCUCCUGUAGGCCCGCCCAUGUCCAGCUUUUCCAUGAGUGCAGGAUAUGACAUUACACGGGGUCACGCCGGCAGAACGCCACAGACACCACUUAUGCCAACAUUCUCCAGUCCUCCCGCCAUGCCAGGAGUAGUGUCAAGCCCACUGGUUCAGCAGCCAGCCAUGACAGGAGGAUUAGGUACUGGAUCUCCCAUCACUUUCCCAGAGGAGCAGGAAGAUCCCAGAGUGUCUGGAGACAUCAACACUGGUGGAGGCAUAUGGGGUUUUUUCAAGGGAGUAGCAGGUAACCCUGUUGUAAAGACAGUCCUGGACAAAACCAAGCACUCUGUAGAGUCCAUGAUCACCACUCUGGAUCCUGGCAUGGCUCCAUACAUCAAGUCUGGCGGAGACAUUGACAUUGUAGUGACUUCAGAUAAGGAGACUAAUGUGGAGGCAGUCAGAGAUGCCUUCCAGGAGGUUUUUGGGAUGGCCAUGGUCACUGGAGAGCCUGGUCAAUCUAACAUUGCCCCACAGCCUGUCGGCUAUGCAGCCGGUGUCAAGGGGGCUCAGGAGCGCAUUGACAGCCUGCGUCGAGCUGGUGUGAUCCAUGAGAAGCAGCCAGUAGUCUCUUUGGAAAACUUCAUUGCUGAACUCUUUCCUGACAAGUGGUUUGACAUAGGCUGUUUGAUCCUGGAGGACCCUGGUCACAGUAUCCGCAUUGAGGUCUUCACUCAGGCAACUCCUCUGGCUCUAGAUAGCGUCCAACAGGCUCAGUCCCUGACUCCUCCUGACUAUAACCUGCGCUGGUCAGGUCUGAUUGUUACAGUGGGUGAGGUCCUGGAGCGCAGCAUGCCAAACAUCUACAGAACAGACUGGCAUCAGGCCGUGACGGGAAUGACUCAACGCCAGAUGAUCCAGAGUGCUACCAAAGCUCUGGCUGGAAUCUACAAACAGCAGCUGCCACCCAGGACCCUGUGAGUUUGAAGGGUUCCAGCUUCUGUCACAUGCUGAAGAGGUGGAGACACAUUGGGGCAAUAAAUGAACUGAUGGGACAGCAAAGUUCCUGGUAGCUCCCCAUCCAUCCUCCACCUGUCCUUGUGGGGCAAAGCCAAAUGCUUUCUUUAAAGAAACUGAUAUUUGUGCUCACAGAUGUUUACUGACAUUCCAGCGUGUCAGCCUUUUUACUGGAAGGCCAUCAAAUAUCAAAUCAAUACUUUGUUGCCACCUCAGGCUUCUUUCAAGGCGGGUGACAAGAUGAUCAGUCAGUGGCUAUUAUCAUGUAUAUUAAUAUCAACAACCAUAACACAUACUGUAGUAAUGUUUAGUUUUCUUGUUUAAUGAAUGAUUAUGGUAAUUGUAGAGACCAUGAUAAAGACUGUGUCCCACUUGUAUUCUAUGUCCUAGAGGUUGUCACAGAUCCAAACCUUAAUGGCAUGAAUUCAGUUUUUUUUUUUUUUUUUUUUUUUUAAACGAGACCCAAUCCAAAAUUCAGUAGAGUCAUGAAUACUAGACUGGGAGGAUGUGUGAAAUUCCGUACUAUUAACUGGAACACUAUAAAUUGUACUUUGUACUAUCUGACAAUUUCAAACAUUUCAAAAGCAUAUAUAUAUAAUUUUCUAAAUCCAUUUAGAUAUAUGUUAGUUAAACUAAAUUAUAGUAUCACAGUCCUUGAUUCUUGGUUGUUUUAUUGCAAAAUGUUUGCGCACCAUUGAGGUUGUGCUGUAUGUAUGCACUCAUUAGAUAAAAACACAUUUUGGCACAUGAGUAAAAACAGGAUGCUAACAGAGUAACCUGGUGAAGUCAGCGUGGAAAGAACAUUCUACUCUUUGCUUUGUGUCCUCUAAAUGUGCCUUUUUACACAAUUAAAUGACUUUUUCAUGGUG